AUGGAGACCGUUCAGUUCACUGAGGGCAUGGUUCAGACGGAGUUGAUGAAACUGAAGGAAUCAAAAUCACCAGGUCCCGAUAGGAUUCCGACGAGGAUUUUGAAGGAACUCGCCGGUGAGUUGGCUAAACCACUCUCCAUGGUUUUCCAUACAUCCUUCGAGACCGGAUAUCUGCCACCCGACUGGAAGUCGGCGUGGAUUACGCCGCUAUACAAGGGCGGAAGUCGGGUCUCUGCGAACGAUUACAGACCUGUCAGCCUCACCUCCAUUUGCUGCAAGAUUAUGGAGAAAAUAAUAAAGCAACAAUUAAUGCAGUUCCUUGAACAAAACCAUCUGCUUUCCGAUUCCCAGCAUGGAUUCCGAAAAGGCAAGUCCUAUGGGAUAAACUUGCUCUACUGUCUGGAACACUGGACUCGGGCUGUUGAUAGAGGAGAUAUGGUGCAUGUCAUCUAUAUUGACUUUAAAAAGGCCUUCGACAGGGUGCCUCACCACCGCCUUCUAUACAAAAUCAGCCAUAUAGGAGUGUGAGGUAAGCUUUUGAUGUGGAUUCAAGGCUUUUUACUCGGCCGCUCUCCAGCCGUCCACGUCAGAGACCAGCAGGUUGCCGAAGUUGCCGUUAGGAGUGGUGCUCCCCAGGGCUCUGUUCUUGGCCCUACUCUGUUCCUCGUAUGCGUCAGCGACUGUGCAAACGAACUGGAUUGUGAUGUCUCAAUGUUUGCUGAUGACAUAAAGAUCUUGAAUACCAUACGAAACGAAGUUGAUGAGGCGCGACUGUCGACAAAUCUAGACCGCCUCGAGCAAUGGUCAAAAGACUGCCUUCUACCGUUCAACGUAAACAAGUGUAACUUCCUACGCGCCGGCGGAACCAUUUCUCCUAACCACACGGUCUACCGUCUGGCUGACAAACCACUGCGAGAAGUUGUCGCCCAGAAGGACUUGGGCGUAUGGAUCACAACUACAAUGUUCAAAGGUAGUCAAGUUGGUGAUGUUCAUUCUAUACCUCGUCUAACGGGCCUUCUCUUCCUUUCAUGA
Messenger RNA from Spirometra erinaceieuropaei, 1032 nucleotides. NCBI's taxonomy places the organism in Eukaryota, Metazoa, Platyhelminthes, Cestoda, Diphyllobothriidea, Diphyllobothriidae. The record is from the annotation of a GenBank genome assembly.